AUGCCGCUCUCUGUGGGAGGAGGCCAGCUACCGGUCUCCGCGUUCUUUGGUUCCUCUGCCAACCGUUCCGCGAAGCCUCAGCUCAAGCGCAGGCACUCUUCACCUCGCCAGCAGGCUGUACCUCCCAAGAAGCGCAAGCAGAAGGAGAACCUCACUCCCUCUGGCAGCCGGAAUAUUGGCCAUGUCGUGGCCAAAACCACGGGGCACGACGUCGGCAGCUCGCAGCCGCGCCCCCGACGCAGCACUGGUACAGCGAAUGAGGUCGACAUGGGCACAGCGCGCGUCGAGAAAGAGAAGCCUACGCUGGAGAAUGGUCUCAAUGGACCACCGUCGAAAGCAGAUUCAGGAUGCGCCGUCAUUGACCUCACUGACGAUCGUCCUGGAGACAUCGUUCCCCAGCCGAGACCCGUGUACCGACUCGAGACUCCCCCUCUGACGCCCGAAGGUCGGGGUCGUCGUCGAGACCUUGGCAGCAUCGUCUCGCUUCCUUCCCCGCCACUUACCGCUCACGAUGCCAGGAAGCUGAGGAAAAGGGGCAACGAUAGCGAGAAGCAAGAGGAGAAUGUCCAGAAGCUGCCCCACGCUCUUGUCGACCAUGAUGCAAGUCCUGGUGCGGCUGGCGUGAAAGCGUCAAUGCAAGCCUCGCAGUCAAGCGGCACUCCUCUGCAGGACCAGACAAUCGAGCACAAAGACCCUUGUUCUCUAACACGCCCUACAAAUGACCGAGAUUUAAUGCCACCGCCUCCGUUGCCCUUCAAGGCACUCCUGCACUCUUCGCCAGCUUCGUCUCUCACCAUGCCCACUUUGAGCUCUUCUCCGGCGUACAGACCCCAUCCUUCGUCCCCGAUUAGGUGGGUGCCUUCCUCUCAGACGCAAGAGCUCUCUAUCCCUCGCAUCACGGGCCUACCGGACAGGCACUCGUCCGACGAGACACGCCGGGGUCGCCGGAGAUCGGCGACGCAAGUCGUGCCCAGCUCGCAGCCCGACGAGAGGGAGCUCGAGCUUCCUAGCGGCUCCUCCGAUCACUGCGACGUCCACCAACUACGUGCCUGCGAGGCCCGCCCUGGCCCCAACCCCCUACAGGCGAGCGAUACAGACGAGGGCCACGCACACGACACAUCCCCAGGCGAGUUGAUCGAGAGCUCCCAGAGUCAAUUCGAGGUAGAGAUCACUCCAGCCUGGGCGGAGCGCAUCGCCACCAGAAGGGCGGAACUGUGUGGGUCCAAACAAGAGCAGCAGGCCGGCGGCUCCAGCUUGUCGCCGUCCUCCCCCCCGCGCGCGGCCGAGACCCAGGACUACGACGCGGAGUCCGAGUACUCCUCGUCCGUGGACGAGGUCUCGCAGUCCUCUGUGUCCGGCCAGUCGGGACCCAGGUCCAGCACGCCCUCGCAAUACAGGCGCUUCUGCGAGAUGUUCGAGGGCCGGGACGACGACGGGAACGAGCUGCCUCGCGAAGAGACCGCCUCUGCGCGUCGCUCGCGCUCUGCCUCUCCGACGUGGGACCGCGGACGCGAUGCGUGUGAACGCGCAUGCUCGCCGUUGCCAUCGUCGUCGCCUUCUGCGCGUUCUGAUCGUCACAUCCCCCGCGAGGAGGCGACUGCCUCUCCGCAGGCAGAGUGUGCCGUCGACGGGGAAUCAUCUUACGGCUCGUCGUACUCCGAGACGACGCCCACCGCCUUCCGCGAGUACUGGGAGAUGUUCUCGGACUCGCAGAUUCAAGACGCGCCUGAAUACCCGCCUUCGCAGGUGCAGGACGACGAGGGCGGCGUCGAGGGCUUCUGAUGGACUUGCUCUGUGCUGUGCUAUGCUUUGCCGCUCUGGUUGUAUACAGUCUUGGAUGGAAUUCGUGUAUCUAGUAGGUUCUCUGCUCGUACUUCAUUAGCUUACUGCGUCCGCGUCAUAAUUACAGGGUUAUUGCACUGUGACACGGUCAUGUGAGGGUGGUCACACCACCGACCAUUCGAGGAUCGUAACUCAGACGCGGCUGACGGGC
This is a messenger RNA of Dichomitus squalens LYAD-421 SS1, 1993 nucleotides long. RefSeq lists its product as uncharacterized. The record is from RefSeq and is a predicted model, not a curated record. The transcript has 3 exons. Bases 1 to 1782 code for a protein of 593 amino acids. NCBI's taxonomy places the organism in Eukaryota, Fungi, Basidiomycota, Agaricomycetes, Polyporales, Polyporaceae.